Messenger RNA from Laetiporus sulphureus 93-53, 2620 nucleotides. RefSeq lists its product as uncharacterized. The record is from RefSeq and is a predicted model, not a curated record. Lineage: Eukaryota; Fungi; Basidiomycota; Agaricomycetes; Polyporales; Laetiporaceae. Gene Ontology annotation, molecular function: phosphatidylinositol-3,5-bisphosphate 5-phosphatase activity. Gene Ontology annotation, cellular component: intracellular membrane-bounded organelle. The transcript has 13 exons. Gene Ontology annotation, biological process: phosphatidylinositol dephosphorylation. The coding region runs from base 116 to 2620 and encodes 834 amino acids.
CUCUGAACCAUCUCUGUCCCUGGCUCUACGCUUUUUUUCUUCCUCGGUUCUGUUCGAUUAGUCGCAUAAUUUUUCUGGAAUAUUCGAUUGUAUUUUCAGAUCUACUUUUGCCGACAUGCACAUCGCCUCAGUCCCUGGGCCUGCAGAAAGAGGUGCCGCUCUGCUACCGCGCAUCGUUACUUCAGACUUGGCCUCAGAGUUGGAACCCGUCUCAGACAGCAGCGAGACAAUCACACCCGUCUCGCAGCAUUCUAUCUCGUCCGCCCCGGAAUCUCAAGAAGCCGUCUCUAUCCCCAAAUCGGACGGCCCUUCCCCAAGCGCAGGUGCAUCAUCCAUAAGGGUACCGUCAACCAAGUUCUCCCAUACUUAUGUGGAGGACCCUUCCCUCGUGUUCAAUAAAUUCAUACUUUAUGAAAACCGCCUACGCUUCUACAUCGUUGCAUCCAACACAUCCGACUCACGUCAUCGGAUCAUCAAGAUCGACCGCACGUCUCAGGAUGAGCUGGAAGUCGUUGAAGACGAAACGGUUUACAGCGGAAAGCAGAUGAGCGCGGUACUCAAGAUGCUCGAGGACGGCAACCGAGGGUGUGGCGGGCUGGGCAAGGCGCGCGUGUUCUUUGGCAUAGCUGGCUUUGUUCGCUUCACCGCUGGGUGGUACAUGAUCGUGAUCUCGAAGCGAUCCGUUGUUGCAUUGCUUGGCGGACAUUACAUCUAUCACUGCGAGAAUACAGACAUCGUCCCUGUCUGCUCCAACCACAAGAUCGACAAGCCAGCAGAGGAGCAGCGACUUAUGAACAUCUUCAAGCAAGUGGAUAUGUCGAAGAAUUUCUACUUCAGCUAUACCUACGACUUGACAUCGACGCUGCAGCACAACCUCACGCGGGCGGGUCUGCCUCCGGCGCGGCGGUGGAUGUUCAAUAACCGAUUUGCAUGGAACCAUCACAUGCUAACGGUAUCUUUCGAUCAUGGCAAAUUCCCCGCAUCCAAAGCGCAUUGGCUCAUCCCACUUAUCCAUGGGCAUGUCGAUCAGGCCAAACUGACGGUCCUCGGGCGCGUCAUCUUCAUCACCCUCAUCGCUCGACGCUCCCGGCAUCACGCUGGCGCACGGUACUUGAAACGUGGCGUGAACGAUGAGGGCAACGUUGCAAAUGAAGUGGAAACCGAACAGAUCGUGUCCGAGACAUUGACGACGCCGUUCUACUUCCCUGCUCCUCGAAGCUCAGAACAUGAGCAACAGGCCCGCCGCCCGAGCCCGAACUUCACGAGCUAUGUUCAGUAUCGCGGUAGCAUACCCAUUUACUGGGCGCAAGAAACUACCAGUAUGAGCCCAAAGCCUCCCAUUGAAAUCAGUGUCAUGGAUCCCUUCUACACCGCAGCCUCCCGGCACUUUGACGACCUCUUCGCGCGCUACGGCGGGCCAAUCAUGAUUCUGAACCUCAUCAAGAAGCGCGAACCGGUCGCACGCGAAUCGAAGCUCGGCGUCGAAUACGCGCAGUGCGUCAAGUACCUGAAUCAAUUCCUCCCGCGGGACAAGCGGAUGAUUUAUCGUGCGUGGGACAUGUCGCGAGCGUAUAAGGAGAAAACGCAAGACGUGAUCGGGUACCUGGAAGACAUCGCGGAGGAGUCUAUCCAGACCACGGGCUUCUUUCACUCAGGACCGGAGCCGUAUUCGCAUGCAUUGCAAAUCGAGGCAGAGCAGAAUCCAGGCAUGACAUGGCGUAGCACGAUGUCACUCCAGAAUGGCAUCUGCCGCACAAACUGCGUCGACUGCCUUGACCGGACGAAUGCCGCUCAAUUUGUCUUCGGAAAACGCGCACUUGGCCACCAGCUGUAUGCGCUCGGUGUGGUUGAUUCGCCCAAUCUGGCGUUCGAUUCGGACGCUGUGAAUAUGUUGACGGAAAUGUACCAUGACCACGGCGAUAGUUUGGCAUUGCAAUACACGGGAAGCGCCCUUGUAAAUCGUGUCGAGACUUAUCGACGCAUGCCGCAUUGGAACAGUCACUCCAGAGACAUCAUUGAGAAUCUGCGCCGUUUUUAUGCCAACUCUCUUCUCGAUGCCGACAAGCAAACUGCUAUCAACCUCUUCCUCGGCGUGAAUCCCGACCGGCAAUCAACUCGCCCCCUCCAACGCGACAAGUAUCAAAAAUGGUAUAAAGAGGAGCACCUCGAGCCGGCCUACGUUUUAGAAGAGUGUCAGAAAGGCAUUAUGCAGUUUGUCAACACGCGCGGGGACUAUUGGAUCGAAUAUUAUCGGCCGCUACUAUUCACUUCUUUAGGGAAGCACUUUGCGUUUUCAAUGAAUAGCACGCUCAAGCUCCCUGGAAAGACAGCACGCGACGUGAACUACAGUCCGUUCCUGCCCCAUCACAACUCGUCACAUCACUGUCAUCCACGUUCCAGCGGCAGCAACAGGAUCUGGCUCAUGGAUGGCGUUCGACGCUGGAUCAGCUCAAGCCCAGCUCCGGGCUCUCGGAUCUCACACGUAGACCGGGCUAUGCGAUCAUACCCCAAACAUGCCGGAGACGCCGUCGCCGUGGAUCGAAAUUCCACUAAAUACAUUGCAGAGCAGCUUAUGGACCCGACGGUCUCGCUGAAGGAAGAGGACGAGUACGAGGAGUGA